UCCAAGAGUUUUUAUAAUGUUAUCCUUAAAAUGAGUUUUCAACCUGAUGGAGCCAUUAUCGUCAUCGUCAAUCACUUUAAUUUAGAAAAGUGUUCUCAGUUGACUUAUUUUAGUUAAAAUCAAUUAAUUUGACCAUAGAUUAAGCAACAGUUAAUCCUCUUUACGUAAGAUACAAACAUAAAUUAAUCUGAGAUCAUCUACUAAACACUACAUUUACAUUUUUUAUCUGUUUCACUUGUAGUUUGUAACCAGAUAUUCAUUAAUUAGCAGAGAAAACGGAUCCCAUCAGCUCCACCUUCACGCCCUGAUCGGGUUUCUUGUGGGCGGUGACAGGACCGAGAUAAAAAGAGGCCGACGCAGAACCCAGAAUCAGAGCGAUCUUCAUCUCGAAGCAGAUCCACCAAUCCUGAAGGAUCACCUGAGACCCUCCAGAUCAGCAGCUGUCAUCUUUUUCACCAAAGCUCCAAACGGAAAAGAAGAUCUCGGAACGUCAAAGCUUUUGUCGCUGAUUGGAACUUUCUCCAAAAUGCUCCGCCCCUUCCUCUAUCUGUGCGCUAUUUCCGCCCUGUCAGGUGUCUAUGGAAACUGUGAUGGCAGCGGCAGCUGUCUCUGCACAGUGACUGGUCCCACCGUCAUUGACUUCAAGAGACAAAUGAACUCUGUGUCCGACCGGUGUGAGUACUCUCUGCUGCACGAUCAGUCUACUGGAUUCUCUCUGAAGGCCAACUUCCUGGAACGGCGUCGCAGAGAUGUGAGCUUUGUGGACAGUCUCACUCUGGACUUCAGUGACAGUGAAGACAUUCAGCUGCUGCAAGGACACAGAGUCACGGUAGCAGGAUCACCUGUGACCGUCAACAGUUCAGUCCAGACGUUUAGUGGAGUUGAUCUCUCCAAGGACCAGACUGGAGUCACUGCUAGUUUUUCAGUCAAUGGCUCCUCUGUGUCUGUGUUCUUUGAUGGAACCACAGCUCAGAUCUACAUGGCUGAUCCCGUCAAUUUUACCUAUGACGGUCUGUGCGUAGACUCCAACAAUGUAUCAUCUUUAAGGCUCUCCAGCGACACCAGCUGUCAGUUCAAGUAUCCAGACCCUGCUGACAACACCAUCAACUGCUCUGCUGUGGCUCAACAGUGUGACGUCCUGAAAUCUGCCCCGUUCUCCUCCUGUAACUCUAAAGUUGACCCUCAACCAUACAUAAAUGCCUGCAAUGAAACUCUGUGCAAAUAUCCUGAUGUGGACGGUCUCAGGUGUCAGUUCAUUCAGGCCUACGCCAAAGCCUGUGAGAAGAGUCAAGUCAACCUGCAGAGCUGGAUGACAGAAGCUCAGUGCCUUCAGCCUAAGCCGGUGUGCGGGGACAGAAUCUGCAACAGUCAUGAGUUCUGCGGAGAAAUCAACUACAACGGUGGUUGCCGUUGUAGAGAAAUUUUCGCCUUCGUGUACAGACAGUCAAACCUGUUAGGAGGCCCAACUGUUUGCAAGGACAACAACGCUUCCCUCUCUCUGGUGGGUUGUCUCCUGAAUGAAAAAAGCAUCGACUACACUCUCCUACACCUCAAUGACAAGAACUGCACAGGUGUGAUGGACCCGGACAGUCACAUGGUGACGUUUGGCUUCAACGGUGACAGCUGUGGGACUAAGGUUACGGAAACUAGCAACCAGAUAAUAUACAAGAAUGGCAUCAUGACCAGUAACGGCUCCUCUGAAGUCAUCACCCGUCAGGAUGAAAUUUACAUCGAGUUCUCCUGCAUCAACAAGAAGCCUGAAAUGCAGACGGUGGUUUUCAGGAUCCAAGGAAGCACUGUCGUCCAGUACAUCAAAUCUGAAGUCUGGAACUACAGCGUGACCAUGAAGGCCUUCACCGACGGCAGCCGCACUCAGGUUCUGACUCCAGACUCUGAGGUGAAGCUGAACCAGAGGAUCUGGGUGGAGCUGGAGACCGACGGGCUGAACGGAGACUUGGUUUCCGUGGUGACCGACUCCUGCUGGGCGACCGACAACCAGAUGUCCAACAGCACUCCCAAAUACGACCUGAUCAUGGACGGAUGUGCGAAUCCCGAUGAUCAGACGGUGUACGUUGGGGGAAACGGGGAAGGAACCUCCAACUACUUCUCCUUCAACAUGUUCCGGUUCUCUCGGAGCACCGGGGAAGUCUACCUUCACUGCAAACUGCAGCUGUGUGCUAAAAAGAACAACUGUGUGCCGGCUUGUUCCCGUGGAGUUAGAAGACGCAGGUCUGCCAAAUACAGAGAUGAAGCCCCCGCUUUCCUCAGCAUGGGCUGGAGCCAUUAGGUGGUUACCUUGGUGACAUGGACUAACCAAUGGGCUGACGACUUCAAUGAAGAUGAGACCAAACUAUCGUUUCCUGAUGAUCUUUGGUUUUGAACGAUGAGUUGGUGAAGGGAAGUUAAUUUAGUAAAUCAAUAGUAAAUGUUCUUAAUGUUUGUUUGUUAGCCGUCAAAUUAUAUCUUAAUUUCAAUAUAAAUACUAGGUUUCAUGAAAUUACAGACUUUGAUUUAAAGCCUUUUUGGUGGUGGUGUUUGCAGGAAUUCCUUCAACAACAGUACAAAGGAUUUUUAAUGAUUUUUAAUCAGUUAUUUUCUUGCUCUGAUGUUAAAAAAACAAACAAAAAAA
This is a messenger RNA of Oryzias melastigma (Indian medaka), 2629 nucleotides long. RefSeq names its product alpha-tectorin. The coding region runs from base 527 to 2287 and encodes 586 amino acids. Lineage: Eukaryota; Metazoa; Chordata; Actinopteri; Beloniformes; Adrianichthyidae. The record is from RefSeq and is a predicted model, not a curated record. The transcript has 15 exons.